Molecule: messenger RNA, 588 nt
Organism: Eimeria necatrix
Lineage: Eukaryota; Apicomplexa; Conoidasida; Eucoccidiorida; Eimeriidae
Exons: 2
Coding region: 1-588 (195 amino acids)
Source: RefSeq, a predicted model, not a curated record
AUGUCAGUCAACAAAAUGCCGAGCGGGACUCCAGUCCAUCAUCGCCAUGCGACUCCGAAGCCCACCGUGGCAGAGCGGCCGCAUGGGAAUAAGGAGACGCCCCCACAGGUGAUACCUAUGACCAAUGUUAUGCCAGGGGACAGUCCCGUUGUCACGGGGACCGUGGAAUCCGACGAAACGACUCCCAUACUACCAGAAGACGGCAGCGCUAUGCAGGCCUUUCUGCUGCGCAUCGAGCCCCGGUACAUCCAGAUGGGAUUGGAGCCGCGCGAGUGGGGAACUGCACUUAUAGACCACCUUGUGGGCCCGGCUCUAACGUAUUGGAUGUAUCUAUGGAGAACUAUCGACCUAAGUGACUGGGCGACAGUACAGCGCAGGCUUUUGGAGCGGCUUGACAGAACAAUGUCGCAGAGUCAAUUGUUAACGGAGUUGGCUAAAGUACGGUGGAAUGGUAACCCGAAGAAAUACACGGACCGGUUUGCGGCUGUAGCGGAGCGUGGGUUGGGUUUUGCCCCCGACGAACUCGCGGACUAUUACUGCACCGGGCUACCGACAGACCUCCAUCUUCUAAUAACCAAUAACCAAUAA